Molecule: messenger RNA, 2429 nt
Organism: Patiria miniata (bat star)
Lineage: Eukaryota; Metazoa; Echinodermata; Asteroidea; Valvatida; Asterinidae
Product: protein maelstrom homolog
Exons: 13
Coding region: 130-1686 (518 amino acids)
Biological process (GO): regulation of miRNA-mediated gene silencing; negative regulation of DNA-templated transcription; spermatogenesis
Cellular component (GO): P granule; nucleus
Molecular function (GO): sequence-specific DNA binding
Source: RefSeq, a predicted model, not a curated record
GUUCAACGCCACAUCGGGCCCACGCAAACGAUACUACAUGCUACCGGUAGUACACUUGUGUCUUGUGAAUGUGACGUUUCUGUCAAAGUUGACAUCUAAAUCAUUGUAAAACUAAGUUUUUAUGCCACAAUGCCUCCCAAAAAGAAGAAUAGGAAGCAGAACGGUUUCUACAUGUACAUGAUCGACAAGAAGCGAAGCUUUGAGAUUGAUCUGAACAGAGACUUAACGAUGGCGGAUUUGGUGUCACUUGCGCAUCCGGGAUGGAAGGAGCUUUCAGAUGAGGAGAAGCUCAAGUACAACGUGCGAGCCAAGACCUACAGCCAGGAACGCAAAUAUGAGGAAGCUGAAUCAUCAGGCAAGAUGGACUGCACUGGACAACUCAUCAGUGAGAGAGUGGAUCGCAUGGCACUGAACGAGACUAGAAGGUCCAGAGAACGGAGACAGUUGAUAGAGAAAUGGCCAGCAGGACAUGCUGUGUGCAUGGAGACAUUCUACAUGAUAGCCUUUGAGACGCUGUGCGAGCUACCCAAUGACCAGGGCUACCUGCCGUGUGAGAUUUCCUGUGUGUCGUACAGCUUGUACGCCGGCAUUAUCGAUGUUUUUCACAAGUUUAUAGAGCCGGGCAGGCUGCCGGUCGGAUAUCGAUUCCAGUGCCAACACAAGAGUGAUAACACGCACAAGAUUCCCAUCCAGUAUUUUGAGCUAGCGACAGACAACUAUCGUCAACUCUGGCUGGAUCUGUGCGACUUCCUGAACCCACAACGUCAGUCUGCCUUCCCUCCGGUGUUUUGCCAGCUGCAAAGGCGUAAUGAGGUGGAAGGAUGUUUGCGAUGGCUUUCAGAUCGUGCAGGUGUGCCUAACAGGCUGGCCAAAGUCUUUGAGAUGGAGGUCUUAGUCUGCGAGUUGUUCGUCCAUGGGGGCGCCAAACCACCCUCGCAUUCAGCCUGUACGGGUCUGCUGACGACCUCGGCGUUUGACUACGAAGCAGAUACACGAUGUAAAUACCAUGAAGACAAUGAGGUUGCCAUGGACAACUGUGCCUUGGGGAAAGCCAAGAAAAAUUGUUUUUGUCUGAGUGACUCUCUGGCUUCAACCUACAACAUCGAGCUGACGUCGAAACAUCUCCCCGAGCGUCUAGAUGUCUCCACCUGCCUCGUUAUACCGCCCUCAGUCUACGGCAUCCAGUUCUCCAAUGCCAAACCCAAGCCCAAACCGCCCCCGAGCUCAGUCGCUAGGGGGAGGGGUCUUGACGUAGACCACAAACGCAGGGAGCCGACGCCUGGUGCCAACGCAGCUACCAACACAGCUACCAACUCAACAGUUCAGAAUGGCAUGGAUAAGCCAGCUGCACAGGAAGAACCACUAAGGAGACCAACAUCAGUCAGUGUGACUGGCAUGCUGGCAACGAAGCAGGUGCAGCCAAUGAAAGACCGGGAGAUGGGAACCAAAAUGGCCAUGCUGCAACCGAGUGCUGGCGCUCCAUCAAAGUUUGCUCUUCCAGCAUCUGCGCCUCCGCCCACCUCCCUGCCCCUCCCUGUGCCAUCAUGGCAGGGCACUCCUGGUGCAUCGUCAGACCAAGGGGAUCUGCCGAGCAACGCAGCAAGCAACAUGCCAGUGCAGUCCAGCUUCGGCUUGGGGCGAGGUUUUGGGCGUGGAAUCAGACGCGGCACGAAUCCUAACCACUAGACCAUAUAUCGGAACCCUGAUAUGAUAGUAAUCUUGUACAUACAUGGCAGGGUUUUUUCCCAAUGGGAAGAUCGAAUUGAGACAUUUUGAGAUGUGCAAGUGCAGUUGAAAAACCAAACUGAUUGGCUGGCUGGAGUUAGACUGGGAGAGAAUUUGCGCCCUCUGUCCAUCAGUUGAGGGCGCUCUUGUUUAUCGACGAAAACCAACAAGGUUUUCCAAACCUCAACUUUGACUCCAGCUUCACCCUGAGCUCCACAAUCAUUUGUAAGUCUUUAUCCAACCUAAAUUGAAAACACACUUAAUUGAAAACCUCCCAAAUUUGGCAUCGGACUUGACUCGAUGUUCUGUGAAUCAGAACGUGGACCUAUAUUCAGUUUGGGUGCCAAAAAGGUAGGGGCCUAAAUUCUGCUGAUGGUGGAGCUGGGAUUGAAGCCCAAGUUUUGAAAACUGCCUCUGAUAUUAAGGCAGGGCAUGGCAAGGGGUCGAGAUGCCUCACUUGCAAGUUUCAACUGGUAAUUAGAGUGUAAACAACGGGAAAGUGCAGUUUGCGUAUAUUUUAAACGAGAAGAACGGGUUUUUAUUCAUCAAGUCAAAAGCGGAGGACCUUUGAAAGAAGAUUUUAAUCACCGUUCUCAUGAAUCCUUUGAGAAAAGCUAAAGAAGGACAAGUUAGUUUUUUAGUUUUACAGAUGGAAAUCCCCAGAGUUGUUCAUUCUUAAGAAAAUCCUGGAACAGUUUCAUUGA